AACGAACCCAUAAAAAUAAACGAUAUAAUAAGAUCUUGAAUCUGUGCCGUUAAAUUGGUCUGCUAGAUUCAACGUGUCUAUCGGGUCAACGCCAGCUCUCUUUAGCUCCGACCCUUCUCAACAAACCUUGUCUCUAAUUUCACUGUUCCAUCAUCCUUCCACGAGAUCGCGAGAACGAUUCCACAAGUCGGUCUCUCUGUCAGAUUCAAAGCUUGUUCUGAUUAGUCUCCGGUGAUCUAGCCUAACUGCGAUCCCUGCAUUUUCAGGCAUAAACUGGGAGACUUUCUGUUACAAAACUUUCCAAGCGAAAAACAAAAAACAAGGCAAUGAUGCAGCAGGAAGAUCGAAUUGGAGGAGAUGAGUCAGAUGUAGAGUCUUUAACAAGCGCUUCUCUUAGAGACGCUCAUAGAUUCAGGGCUCAGUUUUCAGGUAUGGUGAGGCAAAGAGCAUACAUAUUCGACGGUGAUGGGAAAUACUACAACAAAGAAUGGGAUCUCAAAGAAGGAACUGGUAAAGAGUUUUGUUGGUAUCAUAUUGAGUUACCAAAAGGAAACCAGAAGCUCUCUCAAUCUGCACAGCAUCUUAUAGAUGCUCUUUGUCCUCCCUUGAAGCUGCAAGACAUUCUUUCUCUUGUUAGUAACGGACCCUUUUGCGGACAUGUUGAUGGAGCGCUUGUGUUUAGAGUUAACUCACCUGGUCCUGCUUCUAGCAGCUUUACCUUCAAGAUUGCUGCUAGGAUCACUGCCAACUCUGUCAUUACUGUGUCUUUGGGACGUGUUCCUAGGCUAGGAUUCUCUCCUAUGGGUCAGUCGCUUCUCUCGGAGGUCCCUAGUGUGGAUUCUCCAUCGUACUAUCAUGGCGAGCCCAAGGAAAGAAGCGGGAUUGUGAUUGAGGAGCAUGUUCUUGAGUUCUUGCUGACCAUGAAUCACUCUGAGGAAGCUGAUAACCCUGUACCGAGCUCUGUCUCCAACCUUGUUGUUCAUAUUAUUGAUACCCAUGUUGAUCAGCUUCAAGAUGUUGUCACUAAACUUGAGAUCGAAUUAGAUGCGGUGGAACUCGAGAUGGAUAGAGGUGGAUUUGCUAUGAAGAAACAGAUGUUGGAUGAUAGAAGGUUUCCCAAAUUGCAUCUCAACUUGCAGCGCCUUUUGCAGGUGAUUGCACAUGGAGAACAAGUGUUUCCAAGAGUGAAGGAAAAAUGUUCAACGAAGCCUUGGUUUCUAGCAGAAGAUAUCAACUCUUUGGAGGAGUUGAUUGGGAGGUUAAGACGUUUAAAAGAGAAUGUAGGCUUCAUUGCGAACCGUGUGACUGCAAUCCAAGCUGGUUUGGAUAGUUGGCAAGCCGAACAAAUUAAUCGAAAGCUCUAUUACCUCUCCUUUCUUUCCAUCAUAUUCCUUCCUCUAUCAAUCAUCACCGGAGUUUUUGGGAUGAACGUUGGAGGAGUUCCUUGGACGGGACAGAACAAACCGGAGCUAGCUGAUGGAUUUAGAAAUGUGAUGUACAUAUGUCUUAUAAUGCUGGUUGUAGUGUUGUCCUGCUUUGGUUUCCCAGCGUUAUAUAGUCGGAUAGCUUCUUGGUGGAGAAUGAGAGCUAUGAAUAGAAGUUGGUCUCUUAACAGAAGAUCUUUCCAGAAGAGACCAAACAUAGUUCAAGAAAGAAGAGGCUACCUUAGGCUCUAAUACCAAAACGAGUUCAAGGACUUGUUGAAAUCUUUUAUUUGCGUUUCUUUCACGUUUCUUCUCCAUUUGCAAACACAUACCGUCUUCUCAUCAUCUUCAUGUCUACUUUGUAAUUCUUACACAACUUUUUGUUUUGUUUCACAAUGUUCCGCUGUUUAGAUCUUGAGUUUAAAAAAAAAACUAGAAUGUACAGCUACUAUUCUUUAUACAGAAUUCUUG
Messenger RNA from Eruca vesicaria subsp. sativa (arugula), 1895 nucleotides. The record is from the annotation of a GenBank genome assembly. Lineage: Eukaryota; Viridiplantae; Streptophyta; Magnoliopsida; Brassicales; Brassicaceae.